CCCCCCCCCCAUCGCGCGGCCCCGGCCCCGGCCCCGCGAUGCCGAACUUCUCCGGGACCUGGAGGAUGAAAAGCUCGGAGAACUUCGAGGAGCUCCUGAAGGCGCUGGGGGUUAACGUGAUGCUGAGGAAGAUCGCGGUGGCGGCGGCCUCCAAGCCCGCGGUGGAGAUCAGGCAGGAGGGGGAGAGCUUCUACAUCAAGACCUGGACCACGGUGCGGACCACGGAGAUCAGCUUCAGCAUCGGGCAGGAGUUCGAGGAGCAGACGGUGGACGGGCGGCCCUGCAAGAGCUUGGCCAAGUGGGCGAGUGAGAACAAAAUGGUUUGCGAGCAGCGGCUGCUCCGGGGCGAGGGGCCCCGGACGGGCUGGUCCAGGGAGCUGACCAACGACGGGGAGCUCAUCCUGACCAUGACGGCCGACGACGUCGUCUGCACCAGGGUCUACGUCCGGGAGUGAUGCCACCGCACCGGUGUCCCCAUAUCCCCCCCCCCAUGUCCCCUUCACCCCCCAUAGCCACGGGGGGUGCAUCUUCCCAUGGGGGCCCCUCA
Messenger RNA from Pezoporus occidentalis (night parrot), 547 nucleotides. RefSeq names its product cellular retinoic acid binding protein 2 (gene CRABP2). Gene Ontology annotation, molecular function: fatty acid binding; retinoic acid binding. Bases 39 to 455 code for a protein of 138 amino acids. The transcript is spliced from 4 exons. Gene Ontology annotation, biological process: fatty acid transport. NCBI's taxonomy places the organism in Eukaryota, Metazoa, Chordata, Aves, Psittaciformes, Psittacidae. Gene Ontology annotation, cellular component: nucleus; cytosol. The record is from RefSeq and is a predicted model, not a curated record.